AUGCCAGCUUCCCCCUCGCCUUUCCACAUCACCCUCAAGAAUGGCGAGCAGGUAAAAGUCAAUGACCAUGUCUACUGCUCACCCAGUUGGGCCGUUCGUGACGGCACCCCGUAUUCUGUGGCUCGUAUAAUGGAGUUUCUCCCAGCGCAGGGUCCGCCUGCCAGCGACAAAGGGGGUAAAAGCAAAGAGCCAUUUACUCGUGUCCGUCUCGCCUGGUACUAUCGCCCUAGCGACGUAAGCGAUCGUGCGUCGGCGGACUGUCGUCUCCUGCUCGCCGCAAUAUAUUCCGAAGUAUGCGACCUCAGCCAAGUACGCUCUAAGUGCUAUGUAAUACAUAGGGACAAGAUUUCCGACCUCGCUGGGUGGAAAAAACGCCCUGAUCGGUUUUAUUUCACCCGUCUAUUCGACCCGUGGAUUAGGAAGGAAUUCGAGGUUAUUCCAGCAGUGACCAUUCGAAAUCUUCCUUCCGAGAUCAAAGAUAUUUUGAUCUCACGUUACGAAUAUGUCGUAGCUGAGAAGGAAGUUGUCCCUGAUCUCACUGACGCACUCAGACAUUGCGAAACAUGCACGAACUGGUGCCCACCAGCCGAGACGGUGCAAUGCGACCGGUGCAAGAAGUACUUCCAUAUGGCUUGCGUCAAUCCCCCCCUUCUUGCGAAGCCCAGCCGCGGAUACGGGUGGACAUGGGCCCCCUGUUCGCGCAGGCACGAAGAAGAAGUCGACAACCACGAGGGAAUCCGCCAACUGACACCUGCUGCAGCGCCGAAGCCGCCGAAGACAAAUGCACCCGCGCCGAGAGGCCGCGGGCGGCCGCGGAAGGAUCGCGUGCAGGCAGAGAAGGAGGAGAACCUAGAGAUCAAGCACUUCAGGAUGUGGCCGUUUCGGUACUUUGGACUGCACACCGUUGCAGAAGACACGCUUGACCCCGACGACUUUAUCUUCCCACGGGCGGCAACCCGCGUUGGCUCGAAAUACCAAGCCAAUGUCCCGCUCGCGCCAGGCACAGAGGGUGCCUACUCUCAGCCUGGUAAGUACGACAGCCUGCGAAGGAACAAUCUGGAAGAGAGGGGAGGAGACUCGACAAUUGAAGUCCUCUGCCUGGCCAACGAAAUGCGACCAGAAGAAGUGGAAACGCACAGGAAUACUCUCACAAGAAACGAAGACAUUAAAUGCAACGUGGACUGGCUAACCGAGGUCAUGCGCCGCUACACAGAGGCCCGCCUUGCCGUCCGCGACUUCGGCACAGUGAGCAUGAAGAACCCCCUUCGCCUGGAGAAGUGGAAGAAACGGGAAACGAGGUGCAUAGAUAGGGACUGGACAGAUGGCGAGAUAGCCGCCUUCGAAGAUGCUAUCGCCGUCCACGGGGCUGAACUACGCCCAGUCCGGGACGAGGUCGGGACCAAGACAAUGCCAGAAGUCGUGCGAUUCUACGCCCAUUGGAAGAAUUCGAAACUACGCGAGGAGAACGCCAGGAUCAAGGCGGCACGCGAGAGUGGGUUAGACGCAAUAGAAUUGCCAUCACGUGCUGUGUCCCCGGACGACGAGGGCUCGAUCGUCAAGGAGCUCACCCGAGGUAACACCAGUUGUGGCUGCUGCCGCACUCGAGAAUCGACCGUGUGGUGGAGGGCGCCGAAAGGCCUGCCUACCAACGUCCUCUGCGACAAUUGCGGCUUGAGCUGGCGCAAGUACGCGGAUCUCAACGUCAGACCAUAUCGCGAGGACGCUAUGGCAAAGAAUAAGCUGGAAAACAAGCGUGAAGGGACGCCUCUCAGCGGACCUGCGAACAAGCGUGCCAAGACCACGCCGUCGGGUACAUCUACGCCCCCACCAGCUGGGCCUGUACCUGCGGCACCCCAGCACCGUUGUCUCGCAUGUCACAAGAGUGGCUCCAUUGGCAAGGUGCUACGAUGUAGACAGUGUCAGUUCCGCGCGCAUGCAGGUGUCUGUGGUGUGGUAGUCGACGCAGCCGCCGUAGAGUCCUGGGUAUGCGAACUCUGCGCGAACGAGAAAACAUUAGAGGCCUUAUUGAACCCUGACUGUCUCUUAUGUCCCCGAUCGACGCGCGACCCAAAGAGGAAGUCACUUUAUCCCCCUCCUGAUUCCUUCCUCCGAGCGUGCAAACCUACCGAGGGCCAAGCCUGGGUCCACGUCCUCUGCUCCGCCUUCAUUCCCGAGGUCUCAUACUCAGACGCGUCGCGCCUCCGUCUCGUCGAGGGCAUCAGCACGAUUCCGCAGUACCGAUGGCAGAAUGAAUGUACGAUAUGCAGCCAGAACGGCGGCGCCGUGGUUCGCUGUGCCGAGUGCCCAGCUGAAUACCACGUGUCAUGUGCGUGGAAGCAGGGCUACAAGUUCGGAUUUGAGAUGCAACCGGUGAGGCAAAGCAGACGCGAUACGACGACCAUCGUGGAGUUUAACGAUAUUUCGGGGUGUAUGACGCCUGUUGUAAUAUGUAAGGGCCAUAUCGGCCACAAGCGCGAGCUGUUUGAUAUUUGCGCAACUAACGAGCUGGGCGAGACUGCACUGCAAGUGUAUUGCAAGAAUUAUAAGCAGGUUUCCACGGAGCAUACGCAUGGUUUGCUUCGAAAGGCCCGACGCCUAGACAACAUCAUCACAAUCAACGGUGACCACUCGUCUGUGGGCGACGAUGCCACCUCCGACCCCAAAUGCUUCCGCUGUCGCAGCGAGUUCUCUCCAUUCUUCCAUCCAGUACCCCAUACCAACGGGAUGUCAACAUGUUCUGCGGCUGAUACACGGACGUUCUUAUGCCAUAGAUGCUUCAUUGAUACCCGGGAAAACCAUGUAGUCACUAAUGGAACCGCGUCCUCAUGA
Molecule: messenger RNA, 2829 nt
Organism: Postia placenta MAD-698-R-SB12
Lineage: Eukaryota; Fungi; Basidiomycota; Agaricomycetes; Polyporales; Adustoporiaceae
Exons: 16
Coding region: 1-2829 (942 amino acids)
Biological process (GO): histone catabolic process
Cellular component (GO): Lid2 complex
Molecular function (GO): chromatin binding; sequence-specific DNA binding; zinc ion binding
Source: RefSeq, a predicted model, not a curated record